Molecule: messenger RNA, 1339 nt
Organism: Prunus mume (Japanese apricot)
Lineage: Eukaryota; Viridiplantae; Streptophyta; Magnoliopsida; Rosales; Rosaceae
Product: chromatin remodeling protein EBS-like
Molecular function (GO): chromatin binding
Source: RefSeq, a predicted model, not a curated record
AGAAUGGAUGAUGAUGUUGAUGAUGAUGGAGAUGAUACAUGAUGAUAUGCCAUACAUUCUGUUCAUCCUCGCAAGUCGCAUCCGUCUCUCUCUCUCUCUGGUGCCUCCCCAGCUCUCUCCUCUUCCGCUCUUUCCCAGUUUGUUCAAACCUUCCACGUCUAGGGUUUCCUUUUACUUCAUUAAACCCUUACCAUCUAAAGCCCUCAAUCUAAUCGACAAAACCCUAAGUUAAACUCUUCACUUUAUACAACAAUCUCGCCUCAUUUGGCUCACAUUUUCCCUAAAAUCAGCUUAUUGGUCUCUGUCUCUGUCUGCCUUUCUGAAAUCGCAAAACUUCGAGCUGCACAACAUUCAUGGCCAAGACCAAACCUGGAAAAAAGGACCUGGACUCUUACACCAUCAAGGGCACCACCAAAGUCGUUCGAACUGGUGAUUGUGUGUUAAUGCGACCAUCGGACUCCGAUAAGCCUCCAUAUGUGGCACGCGUGGAGAAGAUCGAAGCGGACCACCGCAACAACGUGAAGGUUCGGGUUCGAUGGUAUUAUCGACCUGAGGAGUCCAUCGGAGGGCGAAGACAGUUCCAUGGAGCCAAGGAGCUGUUUCUAUCAGACCACUAUGAUGUGCAGAGUGCACACACUAUAGAAGGGAAGUGUACGGUGCACUCCUUCAAGAACUACACUAAGCUUGAGAAUGUGGGAGCCGAGGAUUACUUCUGUAGGUUUGAGUACAAGGCUUCCACUGGAGGGUUCACACCAGACCGCGUGGCUGUGUAUUGUAAAUGUGAGAUGCCAUACAAUCCGGAUGACCUUAUGGUGCAGUGUGAGGGAUGCAAGGACUGGUUUCAUCCCUCUUGUAUGGGUAUGACCAUUGAAGAUGCAAAAAAGUUGGAGCACUUCUUGUGUUCUGACUGCUCAUCUGAUGAUGAUGCCAAAAGAUCCUUGAAUACAUUCCCAGUAUCACCAUCUGUUGAGGCUAAGGUGGAGCCAAAGCGCAGGAAGAGAUGACCUAUUGAUUGGGAUGCUUAGCGAGGAGGUAUCCAACUUCUUUGGCAUUAGCUCCAGUGUUGUGUGUUGUGGAAAUGUACAGUGCAGAGAAGAUACUGUGCUUGCACAAUCCAAAGGCUUUUUUUAGUUUUAUCAAUGUUUGUAUGUGUGCUAGACCUAGGCAAUGACUUUGAGAUCUGUGUUGUCCUUGCAAGACAUUAAAAUCAUAUUUAAGCACAGAAAACAUGAGAACACACCAAACCAAAGAUGUAGGAGGAACCUUGGAUUUGUUGUGAUGUGUUUAUUGCUGGCAUUACUUAGUAUGCAUGCAAUGGCAACUGAUUUAGUUUUUUUUA